AUGGAAAGUCUCGAUGGCUCUAAGCGGCAAGGCCACAUCAAGAUCACAGAUGCUGGAAACAGUACAUCUCCCUCAGAGAAAGCCAGCGAGCCACUACCAACACCUCCCGGCCUGAAGAGCUAUCUACUCAAUGCAGUCGAGAGAUACUGGUUGUUCGAAUUCUUCGGCUGGGCGUUGGCGUGUGGCUGCCUGGUUGGCACCAUUGCGCUCCUUGCCGUACACAACGGGAGAGAAGCGCCGACUUGGACGUUGACCGUGGGGAGCAGCCAGUAUCGCAAGACGUUCGGACUGACCAUCAACACGAUCAUCUCUGUCUUUGCGACCGCGUUCAACUCAGGGCUUUUGAUCCCUGUAGCCGCCAGCAUCAGCCAGUUGAAAUGGAUCUGGUUCCAGAAGGGGAGGCGGCCUCUGGCGCAUUUUCAAAAGUUCGAGUCAGCGGCUCGGGGCCCCUUGGGGUCUCUUAUACUCUUGUGGACUCUGCGUUGUCGACGUCUCGCGUGUCUAGGAGCUAUCAUCGUGAUCGCCGCACUGGGCACUGGGUUCUCCUUCCAAGCUCUGGUGGUCUACCCGCUGCAGCCGGUUCAGGUGGACGUUGCGAGGAUCCAGAGGACGAACCUCAACUGGGGCAGCAACUCUCUGACCACUAGUCUUUCCAACGACAUGGUCGGAGCGAUAUAUUCGGGAAUCUACCAGUACACGGACGUGUCGCAGAUGAAGAACGUAUCCUGCUCGACGGGGAACUGCACCUGGCUGGAAACGUACACGUCGAUGGCCGUGUGUAGCGAGUGCCACGACGUCACGGCCUCGCUGAAGAAGACCUGUGGCACGGCCCAGGUGUCAUCACAGGCCGAUGGGGUUCAGUCGGUCGUCAACAUGUCGCUGCCCUACUGCAACUACUCGCUCCCCAACGGGCUCAAGGCGUCCGGAGUUCCGUCAGUCAACUACUCUUCGCUCGAGAUCUCGAGCAGCACGGCCGAUUCAGUGCAUUUCGACGCAGACUCGGCGCUCUCGGUCCUCUCGACCAUCUGGACACAAUGGGGCUCCGGCGUGGCUGACUGGGGGAAUCUAGGGAGCUUGACGCCGGCAAGCGACAUCAUGGGCAUCGCAAGCACCCAAGCCAUCGAGUGCGCCAUCUACUACUGCGUGCAGAAAUUUAACGCCUCGGUGUCCAGGGGCAAACUCAGCGAAAGGGUCAUCGACACCUACGCAAAAGGCCGUUUCACCUCCCCGGACGUCUACGUGCUCGAACCACCGGCGUCCUUUACGAACCACUCGAACAAAGGCUACGCUAACGUCUAUCAGAGCAACCAGCUGGGGGCAAUCCGGGAUUUUUUCUCCACGCAGUGGGCCGGCCAGGUGCUGGAGUUCGGGACGCCGCCGACGAAUACACCCACAACGCCGAUCGCGCAGUUCCUCUGGGGGAUAUUCUUCGAGCAAUCCCCUUUUGCGCAGUUCCUGCAGAUGUUUUCGAGCCUGGCCAAGUCCAUGAGCGACAACAUCCGGUCGUAUUCGAUCGGGUCGGACGCGGUCCCCACGGCGGACGGCGCCACUUACCAGGACAAGCCGCAUGUUAAGGUGCGCUGGGGCUGGCUGGCUCUGCCUGCGGCGCUGCUGGGCCUCGCGCUGACGCUGCUGGUCGGCACGAUCGCGGCGACCGCGCACGAGAAGACACUGCUGUGGAAGGGGUCCGGCCUGGCGGCCUUCUCGCACCCUCUGACCAGCGACGCGCGCGCUGUCGUCAGCGACGUUAGGAGUCCCCGGGAGGUGCUGAUGAUUGCGGAGCAGAUGGACGUGAAGUGGGAGAAGACGGACCGCGGAUUCAGACUCGUCAGAUAG
Molecule: messenger RNA, 1836 nt
Organism: Cladophialophora bantiana CBS 173.52
Lineage: Eukaryota; Fungi; Ascomycota; Eurotiomycetes; Chaetothyriales; Herpotrichiellaceae
Exons: 3
Coding region: 1-1836 (611 amino acids)
Source: RefSeq, a predicted model, not a curated record